UAUGAGCUCAGGGGAUUUUUCUGGCAGCUGGGAAUAGCUAGAAUGCAGAGGCAUUCUGGCCACCUCCUUUUCUUUGCAUGACAGAAACACUCCUUACAUCUGGAAGCUUGAGAAAUCCUAUGGCUGUCUUUCUAGCUCUGUGCUAUUAAGGUAUUUGAGGAAUAAUCAAACCAAAGUAAAAUCUCAAACUCUUUCAAACUGUUUCUGUUGCACCAGGAUGCCUGACAAAGGGAGAGAAUCAUCUGUCAGGAACUUAGCCAGCAAUAGCAUCUGUUCAAAUUCAAUUUGGAAAUGAAACUCAAAUGCCUGGACAAAACCCUAUAUAAUAUCUUUGAAAGCCAAAAUAGGGAAACAAUGAAUCAACAGGGUGAAGAGCUUGAAAAUACCUACUACUUUCUACAGUCAGUUUGUGCUUAUUGGGUUGCUUGACUUCAAGUCUGUAACAUGCUGUGUGUAAAAGUUGAUUUCCAAAUUGCAUGUGUUCAGAACAAACCUGAAACAAAAGCUUAUCCUGAAAAAAUAAAUCUGCAAAAGAUAGAAAAUGAAAGUGUAGUCAAGUGACUAAGAAAGAAAAAGGUUGUGAUGGCCCCUCUUGUUCAGCAACCAGACUUGACUUUUUUUUUUUUUAAAUCUGACCUUGUGUAAAAAUAGUUUCCAAUAAAAUCCACCUUCCUAAAAAACAAACCUGCUCUCAUAAAAUCCAAGGAUAUGUCAUUGUACAAAUGGGAACAAACAUCCCUUGCCAUGCAGGAUGAAAAGAGAAAGGACACAGUGGAACACUUGUUUACAGAGCACUUAUACUUCGCAUUUACAGUUUAAAAAAAAAAUCUAGUUUUUUCAAUCUUUAUGCUCAAUUUAAAAAAAAUCCAUUCAAUCUGUUACCAAUAGAAAGCUACUUAGACAAAUGGAAAAUAAAACUGCAGUCUUUGUGCAAUCAGAUUUUAAAGGCCUGAAAAUGAGUCCAUUAAACUGGAGACAAGAGGCUCUUCAAAACAUUCCUGUAGAUAACUGUCCUCUGUAUUCGGGGAGUUCCCGAAUCCUCUGAAUUACACGGGUUGUUUAGAGCCUAAUUCUGUACUCUAUUCACUAGUAAAUCUCCCAUCACUACACCUUUCAGGAUCGCACUCAUUCAUAUAGGGUUGUCACCUUUUCUAAUUGUUGGUAACCGGAUCCUUGAGGUCCUGCCCCUGUCCUGCUUCUUCCCCCGCAAGUCCCUGCCCCCAUUGCUUGCUCCUCUCCCAACCUUCUCAUGGUUGCUUGCUGGAUUGUCUUAAAGAGCCUGCCUGUAGGUAGGAGGCAACCCUGGCUCAACAGGGGCUGGUGUGGAUUAAUGACUGAGGGCCUCCUCCUGCCCUGCGGUAACCGGACUUUUAGUUCAGGUGCCAUUUAAGGUUGCCAGGUCCCCUCUGGACUGGACUUUCUGGUCAAAAACCAGAAACACAGCAACCCCCACAGAAGCCAAAAACCAGACUGUCUGGGUAAAACCCAGCCAGAUGGCAACCCUACACUCAGUCAUUAUUGGCUAGUGAGUCAUCUAAUCCAUCCCCAUGUAUCAGUUUCCCCAGGGAAGUGUGGAGAUAAAUAUUUCCUUUCACUGUUGGCAUUCAAAUGACAUCUACUGAACAGCAGAGAGCAGUUCACCAUGAUUUCAUUUUAAGUACAAGCGCAUAUGUCUUGAUACCUCCAAAUGAAACCAGAAGGAACCAGAUACAGAAAAUUGCCAAUAAAGAACUGGAGAACUUGGAGAGGUGGAAGGAACAGCACCGGCCAGGACCAAUUAACCUGAAACCACAGAAACUGGGUGGAACAGAAUCUGAGGCUGAAGCUAGGCAAAAACAACACAUCAGACUCCUGCAAUCUAAAUACCAGCAAAAGCUGAAGAGAGAAGAAUAUGCAAGAAUCAAGAAGGAGGCUGAAGAAGCUGAAAUCCUGACAAUGAAAAUGAUUCAAAGAGAAAAGGCUGAUAAAUUGGAAGAAAAAAGAAGGAAACAAGAAAAGCAAAGAAGAGAAAUGUUUAAUGAAGAUCACUAUUUCAAAACCACUGAACUAUUGGACAGAUUGGACUUGGGUUUGCCAAAGAGAAACUCCUAUCAAAUGGCUAAUCCUAGCCCAGAAUCUACAGCAUGGACUAGAAGCCACACUUAUAAGCAAAGCCUCCAGGAGGAUGAAAACAGAAGACUACAGGAAAUGAAGGCAGAACAACAGAGGAAGGGUGAAUUAUUGGAACUGAGACGAGAGCAAGAAGAGCAAGAAAGAAUAAAAGUGCGUCAGAAUGAACAGAGGAGGGUAAAUAAUGCUUUUCUGGAUCGACUACAAAGCAAAAGUCAACCAAGCGGCAUUCACCAAUCUAGCCAUUUUGAAAAUAUGGAUCAUUUUGCUUGUGACAGCUGGCACUCAAGAUAUUUUGAGUAAAAGAAUCAUACAAGCAAAAAAAGGAUGUUUGUGGAAUAUGUACUUUUAUCUGGCCUUGACCAACUGACCUUGAAAAAGCUCUAGGGAUGCUUUUUUCAUAAUGUUUUCUUGUUGAGCCUCACUUUACCCUGACUUCAACUUUACACCCACUUCAGUGAGCAGUCUUCAGUGACCGGUUUCUCUCUAUCAUUAUUCACGCAUAUUUGAGGCAGUUGAUUAUCAAAGUCAUAUUUAAUCUUUAAUGACUGUGAAAGAUUUCAUUAUAUUUUUUCAUAAUUUAUUUUGCAGCAUGCAAUUACAGCAGGAUCUCAUGA
Messenger RNA from Dermochelys coriacea (leatherback sea turtle), 2726 nucleotides. It is a transcript of the gene EPSTI1, whose product is annotated as epithelial stromal interaction 1. The transcript is spliced from 12 exons. Lineage: Eukaryota; Metazoa; Chordata; Testudines; Dermochelyidae. The record is from RefSeq and is a predicted model, not a curated record. Bases 1609 to 2412 code for a protein of 267 amino acids.